Molecule: messenger RNA, 1299 nt
Organism: Ziziphus jujuba (common jujube)
Lineage: Eukaryota; Viridiplantae; Streptophyta; Magnoliopsida; Rosales; Rhamnaceae
Product: UPF0481 protein At3g47200-like
Exons: 3
Coding region: 1-1299 (432 amino acids)
Source: RefSeq, a predicted model, not a curated record
AUGGAAGAAGAGAAGGUUUUAAAGGACUUCCCUGAUAAGCAGAUAACAAUCGACAUUAAUCCAGAGGAAUUGGAAAGUGCAAGGGUGUCACCUGAUAGGCUUCCCAUCAUGAAGAGUCCAGAGAAAUUGGAACCGGAACAUCACAUUGACAAAGAUCUGCGUGCAGCGCUGCAAGGUAGGUGUAGAGCGGUGCCCUCUGUUACAUAUCGCAUGAAGAGGCCUGAGGAAUCGGAAGCUGACGGGGAAGAUACGAGUGAUUGGAUCAUCUACAAGGUUCCCAAUAAGCUCCGGAAGAUACGGCCAGCAGCUUACACUCCCCAACUAGUUUUGAUCCACGAGAUCACGAACACGAAAGAAGAUGGGAAACUUGUGGAAAAAGCCCAGCGUAGCUAUGAAGAAGAGACCUUUGAGCCUGAGAAUAAGAAAAAGUACAGGACGGACUCGAAAAAGUACUGGGAGGACCCGAAAAAUAUUUUACGAGAUGCCUGCUUCAUCCUUAAGCUCUUCCUUAGAAACCACGAAAAUCCAUUUUCACCUCCCGAUGAAGAAGAUAAUAAAGAAGACGAGAAAUAUUCAGGGGAAUACAUAUUAAGUCCAUGGGUUAAGGCAUCUAUAGAACAGGACUUGAUAUUGCUGGAAAAUCAGCUUCCCUUUUUUGUUCUCACUCAACUUUUUCGAAAAUCUUGCACCGAGGAGAAUUCCAAAAAUAAACCUUUCUCCAAGUACUCCGAGGAGGAAAAGAAACAAUUGGUGAGCGAAAUGAAACCUAUCAAACGUUUCACUGAUUUGGUUAGAAAGUUUAUGUAUGACAAAACAGAUGAGUUUCCCAAGAGUUCUUAUGAUUUGACCCGCUGUCUCUAUUCUGUCAAGCAACUGGAUAAUGCGGGGGUGGCGUUUGGGUGUCCUAAAGAUGCUACAUAUUUAACUCGCAUAAAGAUUUGGCCUGAUGUUAAGGAUGAUGAUAAGUGCUGCUGGUGGAAUUGCCGCGAUCGCUGUUGGUGGAAUGGCCGCGGUUGCUGUUGGUUAAAUGGGUGCUGUGGGAUUAAUUGUUUGGAAUUGAAAAUCCCUCAAUUGAAGGUAGAUGAAAACACCGACUGCAUUUUCAGAAAUAUCAUGGCGUUGGAGCAGUUUGUUUAUCCAGAUAAGCCUCGUAUCUGCAAUUAUAUUUUUGUGCUGGAUCAACUCAUCGACACCGUUGAAGAUGUGGUUUUUCUUAUUGACAAGGGAAUCAUUGAGAACUGGCUUGGCAGUAACAGGGCAGUGGCUGCCUUGGCUAACAUACUCUCGACCAAAUUGUGA